Molecule: messenger RNA, 1880 nt
Organism: Agrilus planipennis (emerald ash borer)
Lineage: Eukaryota; Metazoa; Arthropoda; Insecta; Coleoptera; Buprestidae
Product: transmembrane protease serine 9-like
Exons: 8
Coding region: 126-1802 (558 amino acids)
Biological process (GO): proteolysis
Molecular function (GO): serine-type endopeptidase activity
Source: RefSeq, a predicted model, not a curated record
AGAUAUAUCUACAAGUGCCCUGAUCCGUUCUUUUGUACAUAAACUGAGAUAAGUUUCCUUCGUAUAAAUAAAAGCCAGAAUAUUCACGCUCUAGUGGUUUAGUUGGACAAACUAGCAAUUUUAGAAUGAAUUUAUUUGUUGUUCUUCUAGGUCUUGUGUGCGCCUUAGCAUAUGGAGCACCGUACGUAGAAGAUGUGGAUUAUCCUCAAGCGGCUUACGUGCUGGAUUCUGUACCAUCCGACGAUACCAGGGUAGUAAAUGGUGAAGCUGCUGUCAGAGAUCAAUUCCCCUACCAGCUUUCCCUACGGUGGGCUAACGUUUCAAGAUCGCCCUCCCACCUCUGCGGCGGUACUCUCGUCACUCCGUCGAUGGUUCUCACGGCUGCCCAUUGUAUGUUAUAUAACUAUGGUACGUAUGAUGUCGUUGCUGGAGUCCUGAAUCGGACAGAAAAUACGUCAUCAACUCAAAGGCGAGAUAUUGAAACGCGUAUCCUUCACGAAAACUGGCCUGGCGGUAAUCGUGUAGCCCGAUAUGACAUUGCCCUGUUAAAACUAUCCGCACCCUUCAUCUUAACCCGUUCCGUCCAGCUUAUUCGUCUUCCUUGUCAAAAUGACAUCCCUUCUGGGACUGCUGUUCUUUCUGGAUGGGGAUAUACGUCAAGUUUAGCUAAUACUCUCCCAAUGAUUUUGCAGUACGUCGAGGUAGACAUUAUAUCGAACGAACAGUGCGCUGACGAUUUGAACACUGUAUUAGGAACUAUUCUUGCUUUGGACGAUACCAUGGUUUGUACCAAUGGUCACCAAAACAUAUCGAGCUGCGGUGGUGACUCUGGCGGUCCAUUGGUCCAAGAUGGUGUCCAAGUGGGAAUUGAUUCGUGGGGUAUCGUACCAUGUGGCGUCACGGUUGGUCCAUCGGUCUUCACAAGAGUUUCAAACUAUACCGACUGGAUUAUAUCUAAAUUGUCAAGUGACGAUGUGAAAUACCUUUGCCUUGUGUGCGCCUUAGCAUAUGGCGCGCCAUACGUAGAAUACAAAGAUUAUCCUCAAGCGGCUUACGUACUAGAUUCCUUACCAUCCGACGAUACCAGGAUAGUAAAUGGUGAAGGUGCUGUCAGAGAUCAAUUCCCCUACCAGCUUUCCCUACGGUGGGCUAACGUUUCAGCAUCACCCUCACACCUAUGCGGUAGCACUCUCGUUACUCCGUCGGUGGUUCUCACGGCUGCCCAUUGUAUGUUAUUCGACUAUGGUACGUAUGAUGUCGUUGCUGGACUCCUGGAUCGGACAGAAAACACGUCAUCCACUCAAAGGCGAGAUAUUGAAACGCGCAUCCUUCACGAAAACUGGCCAGGCGGUAAUCGUAUAUCCCGAUAUGAUAUUGCCCUGUUAAAACUAACCUCGCCCUUCAUUUUAACCCCUUCCGUCCAACUUAUUCGUCUUCCUUGUCAAAAUGCCAUUCCUUCUGGAACUGUCGUCAUUUCUGGGUGGGGAUAUACGUCAAGUUUAGAUGACGAACUUCCAGUCAUGCUACAAUACGUAGAGGUGGACAUCAUUUCAAACCAACAGUGUGCUGACGAUUUGAUCGCUGUAUUGGGAGAUACCCGCGCUUUGGACGAUACCAUGAUUUGUACGAAUGGUCACCAAAACAUAUCGAGCUGCGGUGGUGACUCUGGAGGUCCACUGGUCCAAAACGGUAUCCAAUUGGGUAUUGUCUCGUGGGGUAUCGUACCAUGUGGCGCCGGCAUUGGUCCUACAGUCUACACAAGAGUUUCAAACUAUACCGACUGGAUUAAGUCUAAAUUAUAAAAUGAAGAUGCACCCCUUUGUUUAACUAAACAAACUUAUACAUAAAACAAUCAUUCAAUAAAAUACUUCUGCUAAUAA